Molecule: messenger RNA, 1185 nt
Organism: Aegilops tauschii subsp. strangulata
Lineage: Eukaryota; Viridiplantae; Streptophyta; Magnoliopsida; Poales; Poaceae
Source: RefSeq, a predicted model, not a curated record
UGGGCCUGGUGCUCGCGCUCACAUCAAGCAUCAAUGAUGCGCGCAAAACCAUUCGGGAGCGAGAACUGAUGAAUGCUCUGCCCUGCCCUGCCACCCUCCUCCUACGUCAAGCUGACCCGCGUUGCUUCUCCGCGCCACCAUCCCAGCUGGAAUUCACUCCCCCCACCCAUCCUGCCCCGGUUUCCGCGAGGAGAGAGACAAGCAGGCGUGCGUGCGUGUGGCCUCUCUCUCUCGCCGGCGAGGCCAGGCGGCGCCUGGAAAUUACCCCGCUACCCUCACUCCGCGCGGCCCACGCGCUGGCGCAGUGCGGUGGAGCGUCCCGACGUCCCGUCGUCACGUCGAGGGGGCAGGAGCGUAAAAUCACGGCGCCGCGCUCGCGCGGGAAAUCCGGAAGGGGAGUGGCGUGGUACUGCGGCCCAGGGUGUCGCCCGUCCGUCCGUCCUUCCCAUCAGAGAGCGUUUCAAUACAACCACCCCCGAGAGGCCGAGACUAUUGCCAUCGUCGCGCCAGCAGCAGCUCUUCCCCCAUUCCGCGUGGGGGCUAGGGUUUCCUUCGCGCUCUCCCCACCUCGCCCCUCGCCGUCGCCGACCGGGCCGGCGCCGGGGCCUCCUCGCCGCGGAGGGCUGGCUCCGGCCGGCUCGCGCCCGCGGGAUGCGGCCGGUUCCGAGUGUAGAGCAAUGGGGAAUGGAGCCAAGGCUGCUGAUGAUGUUAGGGAAGGGCAACUCAAGCUCAUGGAUCAAUGUCUUGCCGCCACAAGCCUGGCAGUUGUACAUACUGCUCUUCUUUGGGGCUUGGCAAACCUAAUCUGAGGCUCCUCAGGCCAAGACCCAGCGCAGCGACUCCUCGUAAGAGGAGGCAUUCGUCUGCACGUGCCCAUCAACAACUCCUGCAACUAUUCUCCACUAAACACCGAUGACAUCGUCCGGGCACUAACCUGUCCUGGAUGAGCUAUGGUGAUACCUACCUAUCGAAGUACUAUUAUAGCCAUCACUAAUCUUUCUUCCUUAGUUUCCCUCCAUCUUCACUGCGGUUAUUACCACUAAUAUUAUGUAAGGUUUAUUUUGGUUUGCUGUGAACCAAUUUGGAAAUUGGUGGAUCAUCGUGGUAGUACCAUUUCAUAUUGUUGGAUUCUAGAUGUCUGUACUGACUUCUGGUGAACGAAUGAAUGAAUGGCCAAUUAUAUGA